This is a messenger RNA of Exophiala bonariae, 996 nucleotides long. RefSeq lists its product as uncharacterized. Gene Ontology annotation, molecular function: lipase activity. The record is from RefSeq and is a predicted model, not a curated record. NCBI's taxonomy places the organism in Eukaryota, Fungi, Ascomycota, Eurotiomycetes, Chaetothyriales, Herpotrichiellaceae. Bases 1 to 996 code for a protein of 331 amino acids. The transcript has a single exon.
AUGGCAGGCUUUAAUCCUGAUGACAUGAGUCGCUUUGACGACUUCAACAUAUUCACUACCUCCUACAAACAAAUCGGGAGUUACAAUAUAUCCCUGAAUACAAUUUACGAGCAAGGAUUGACGUCUGUUAGCACCUCUUCACAGCCUAUCAUCAUCCGGUUUCAUGGUGGUGGCCUCGUUGCCGCUGAUAGCCUUUUCCCAGACUUCUUCGGGUACUGGUUGUUGGACCUUGCAAAGAAAUACGGAGCAAUCAUAAUCUCCGCAAAUCAUCGUCUUCUGCCAGAAGCAAAUAUCAGUGAUAUUCUCGAGGAUCUCGAAGACGUUUGGACCUGGGUCCAAUCGUCACUACCUGAAUUUCUCAGGAUCAAGUCUCAAGGAAAAGUCAGAUGCGACCUUAAACAAAUUCUCACGGCAGGAGAGAGUGCAGGCGGGUAUCUCGCCAUCCAGCUCGCGCUCAAUCAUCCAAACGGGAUUCGAACAUUCUUGGCACAAUAUCCAAUGGUUGAUAUGAAGAGCCGUUGGUUCACAGAAAGCUUUGAAAAGAGUGUUUUGGGCGUGCCACAAAUGCCAAAGUCAGUCAUUGGCAAUCAUCUGGCCAAAGCUAGAGAUGGAGCAUCGACCACGAAGGAUGAGAAAAUCGUGGAAUCAUCGGAUCCGAGACUCGACCGUGGUGGCCUGAUGUUUUGCAUGAUCCAAAAUGGCCUAUAUCAGGACUAUUUUGACAUAGACGAUGCAAAGCAGUUUCCAAUAGAUCGCCUAGAAAAUGGAGAGCGCUUACCCCCGGCUGGUGGUCUAAUAUGGCAUGGAGAGAAGGACAGUGUGGUUCCGGUAGAUGGAAGUCUUCGCUUUAAGAAUACAGUGAGGAAACACAAUCCUGACAUCAAUUUACGCCUUCUAGUAAGGCCUGGCGACCAUGGAUUUGACAGUUCUGCCAGGCUCACCGAUGAAUGGGUAGAAAGGGCACUUGAACCAUAUGUCGCAGCCUGGCUAGCUUAG